AUGGUGAAAGUGGGUUUACAUGGCAUGGGUGGGAUUGGUAAAACCACGCUGGCAAAGGCUGUUUGCAAAGAACUUCCAUUCUCACAGUUCCAAGUGUUCUGUUUUGUUCCAAGCGUGGGAGAGAGAUGUCAAGAGACGAAUGGGCUUGUAAAGCUGCAGACCCACAUUCUCAAAGGUAUUUCACGGUUCAGAGGUGAAGUAGAACAUGUUGAUCAAGGCAAAGGUUUGCUAAAAGGCUGGCUGAGUGGCAAGAGAAUUCUGCUUCUCCUCGAUGACAUUGAAAGUGCUGAGCAGCUCGAAGCUCUCGCAGGAAAUUACAGGGAUUUCGGGGUAGGCAGCUGUGUGAUCAUUACAUCACGGGAUGAACACAUCCUGAAAGUGGCUAACGUUGAUGUAAUCUACGAGGUACGAAGGCUUGCUUACAAUCAUGCAAUGCAGUUGUUUAAUUUUCACGCAUUUCCCAAUUCCUGCUGUGCAGAUCAAGAGCUGCAAACUCUGAGCCAUGAUAUAGUCAGUGCCUGUGAAGGCCUUCCUCUUGCCCUCCAACUUGUUGGGAAAAGCCUGUUUAGUGAAGGGGAUAGAGAUGUAUGGAAAGAAAUGAGUCCUCACGCGUCUCUUAGAAGUCUCUUGCAAAAGUCCUUUGUAAGCUUUGGCUGUAGCAACGGAUUCCUGAUGCAUCGCUGCCUCCGGGAUUUGGGAAGAAGUAUAUCAAAUGAAAUAUCUAGAGAGCCUCGUAAACGCGCAAGAGUAUUUGAUGAGGACGAUGCGCACCAUGUUUUACGGCGACCCAGCUCGCUGAAAAAGGCCAAGCUUGUGCGUUAUUUUUCGUAUGAGCCCAAGGAGCCGAUGACAUUGAAGGCAGAAAUGUUCAAAUCACUGUACAAUUUGUGGUUUCUUCGGCUUGCAGAUAUUGGCAUUGAAGGGCACUUUUCUGAGGAAUUCUCCUUGGAGGAUUUGAGAUGGCUAAGCUUGAGAAAAUUUUCAUCAAAACGGCUACCUCAAGGAAUGAACUUGCGGAGCCUUGUUAUUCUGGAAGUGACCGAUAGCCAGAUCACUCAUCUGUGGGACGAAACGACAGAAGAUCCAACUAUGAGACCUGGGAAUCUUAAAGUGCUUAUUUUGAGGGGAUGCGCAUCCCUGGAGAGUCUUCCUGCCACACUUUGUUACACACCGUUGCAGAUGCUGGACUUGCACAAUUGCCAUUCAUUGAGCAGCCUGCCUAAUACCGUUGGAAGCUGGACCAGCUUAGUUACUCUCGACAUGGAAGGAUGCAGUGUUUGUUCUUUGCCUCAAGACUUUGGCGAUCUUGUGAAUCUGAAGGAACUCAAUCUCUCACGUUGUAAAAAUCUGUCUGUAAUUCCCGCUAGCUUUGGGAACUUGACUCGGCUAGAAAGGCUAGAGAUUCACCACAACGAUAAACUUACAGAACUACCCGACAGCUUUGGCGGCCUGAAAUCUUUGGCUCAUCUGGAUUUCAGCUAUUGCCAUUCACUGAGCAGUCUCCCUAAUACAGUGGGAAGCUUGAUCAGCUCAGUCUGUCUCGAAAUGGAAGAAUGCAGCAUUUAUUCUCUGCCUCAAAACCUGUGCAAUCUUGCAAAUCUUCAGGAGCUGAACCUUUCAUACUGUCAACAUCUGUCUAGACUUCCCGCUAACUUCGGGAAUUUGACACGGCUAGAAAGGCUACAAAUCCCCCGCAUUCCUGGGCUUACAGAGCUACCCAACAGCUUUGGCGGCCUGAAAACUUUGGCUUAUUUGGAUGCCAGCUAUUGCGGACUGACAGACAAUGGACUACCAGCCACAAUAUCCGAACUGAGUUCACUGAAAAUCAUACAUCUUGAAGGUAACAGAGUCUGCCGUCUUCCUAGCGGCUUGGAAAAGUUAACACAACUCGAAGAGCUGCAUGUGGACGAUUGCAGAGAACUUGCCGUACUGUCGGCGCUUCCAUCAUCGUUGCAACUGCUCUACGCCCGCAACUGUUUCGGUUUGAACACAAUCUGCUGCCUUCCGGCAUUGCCAAGCCUAAUGACAUUAGAUGUUAGCAAGUCCUGCCACCUCACUCAAUUGCAUGGCCUGGUAUCGUUGAGGCAAUUAACCACGCUCAAUCUUGUGGGCUGCAGUGGUAUCUUUUCUUGUGGGGUUCUCGAAAGCUGUUUGACUGGUCUCACAGCUCUCGAGUGCGUUUUUGUUGGCGGGCCCGGUGUCUCAUCAGCUCAAUUACAAAUUUUUUAUGAUUCCUACAAGGACUUCUCUUUCAGGGAAAAUUGUCUCCUGGCUAAUCUAGACACUCCCGUAAAUUGGCUACAAGGGGAGGCAUGUGGACAGGACGGCUAUAGCAUCCAUUAUUGCACGGAGAAGAAUAAAGUUGAGAAUUGUGCAGGAUAUAUUGUUUGUUUAGUCUCCUCUCGCCAAGUCCAAAUACGUGAGGAUUGUGGGGUAAACCCAGGUAUUAACAGGCUGAGCUACACAAUUGAGAGGGAUGAUAGUUUACUUAAAUGUCCAGUGAACCAUCAAAACUCAACCAUAGAUGGUGGUGAUUACUUGGAAGUGCGUCUUGUACGAGCAGACACCACGCCAGACUUUGCUUGGUUGAAGGGAGGUAAUAAAGUGAGGGUGAAUGCAAGGUCUGAUUAUGAGAAUUGGAAGGCAUCUUUUAAAUUUUUAAUGUAUGAAGAAACUAUGCCUUCUCAAAAACAGAAGCCUCCCAAAAUGAUCACUUUUGUUAUGUAA
Messenger RNA from Cryptomeria japonica (Japanese cedar), 2727 nucleotides. RefSeq names its product disease resistance protein RUN1-like. NCBI's taxonomy places the organism in Eukaryota, Viridiplantae, Streptophyta, Pinopsida, Cupressales, Cupressaceae. Bases 1 to 2727 code for a protein of 908 amino acids. Gene Ontology annotation, molecular function: ADP binding; protein binding. Gene Ontology annotation, biological process: defense response to fungus. The record is from RefSeq and is a predicted model, not a curated record. The transcript has 5 exons.